This is a messenger RNA of Heteronotia binoei (common prickly gecko), 1413 nucleotides long. RefSeq names its product electron transfer flavoprotein subunit alpha (gene ETFA). Gene Ontology annotation, cellular component: mitochondrion. The transcript has 12 exons. Gene Ontology annotation, molecular function: electron transfer activity; flavin adenine dinucleotide binding. Bases 180 to 1181 code for a protein of 333 amino acids. The record is from RefSeq and is a predicted model, not a curated record. Lineage: Eukaryota; Metazoa; Chordata; Lepidosauria; Squamata; Gekkonidae.
GAUGGACGCCGCGCUUUCCCUCCCAGCCACACUUGGAAAUAUCGUGAGAUUUCCUCUCCGCCGCGUCUUUUCCCUUUCUCGGAGAUCUCGCGGGAUCCUACCGCCCUCUGGCGUGCGCAUGCGUGCACGGUGGGGCGCUUGGACUUCAACCGGGACCGAGCGAGGAGGGGAGAGCCGCCAUGCUUCGGGGGCUUCUGCGGGCGUCCCGCCUGGGGCGGGCAGCGGUCUCGCUCAGGUUUCAGAGUACCCUGGUGAUAGCCGAACACACAAACGAGGCUCUGACGCCGAUUACGUUGAACGCCGUCACCGCGGCCAAAAAGGUCGGCGGCGAAGUCUCUUGCUUGGUGGCUGGUGCCAACUGUGAAAAGGUAGCUCAGGACCUGAGCAAAGUUCCAGGGGUUUCCAAAGUUCUUCUCGUCCAGCAUGAGGCCUACAAAGGAUUUUUGCCUGAGGAGCUGACUCCGCUGAUCCUGGCCGCUCAGAAGCAGUUUAAUUACACGCACAUCUGUGCUGGAGCAUCUGCCUUUGGGAAGAGUCUCCUGCCUAGACUCGCAGCUAAGCUCGACGUGGCCCCGGUUUCCGAUAUAAUUGAGAUUAAGUCACCUGACACAUUCGUGAGGACUAUCUAUGCAGGAAACGCCCUGUGCACCGUAAAGUGCGAAGAGAAGGUAAAAGUGUUCUCGAUCCGAGGCACCUCCUUUGAGGCAGCACCUGUAAGCGGCGGCAGCGGCAGCUUAGAAAAAGUGUCGGCUCCUUCGCCAGUCGCCCAGUCUGAAUGGAUCAAGCAAACCUUAACAAAAAGCGAUCGUCCAGAGUUGACUAGCGCAAAAGUUGUUGUAUCGGGUGGACGAGGCUUGAAGAGCGGAGAAAAUUUUAAACUGUUGUAUGACCUUGCGGAUCAAUUGCACGCGGCAGUUGGAGCCUCUCGUGCAGCUGUUGACGCAGGUUUUGUGCCCAACGAUAUGCAGGUCGGACAGACGGGCAAGAUUGUAGCGCCCGAACUGUAUAUUGCCGUUGGGAUCUCUGGGGCUAUCCAACAUCUAGCAGGAAUGAAAGACAGCAAGACCAUAGUAGCCAUCAACAAGGAUCCGGAAGCUCCAAUAUUUCAAGUUGCAGACUACGGUUUGGUAGCUGAUUUAUUUAAGGUUGUUCCUGAGUUGACAGCAGCAUUGAAGAAUUGAAAAACCUGAGUUGCCCUGCUUAGAGAAGAAAAUAAAACACACCUAAAUUAUCUUUCACCAAACAAAAAAAUAUAUAAUGAUUUACUGUAUACCCAGUUUGCCAAAAUUUAUGCUUUGGAUGCUUUCUGAAUGCCUUAUAAUGUACUAAUUUGUUUUUGGUUUUUUGCUAUUUGACUGCAAACUUAUUUUCUGGAAUAUUUUUCUAAUUCUGUAAUAAAUUAUAAAGAUGAUA